CUCCUCUAAGAGAGGAGAGAGAGGACAAAGGUCAGACGAGAGAGAGAGAGCAUGUUCUCUGCAAGUGCUCUUCCAACGUCGAAAGCAGAAUUACGCCUGAAACCAGUUCCAAAGCGAUUUCUUUCUUUCGGUCGCUUCGUUGAUCGUUACUGAUUCAGAGAAGAUUUUGGGAGCAGAAAUCGAGGAACAAGAUAAAGGCUUAAAGGUCCAAAAACCAAAUCGGUCCAUAACGGUUCAAUCUAUUCGUACGAAAUGGUUUUACUGAUUCCUUUUAGGUAGUGACACCCCUAUCUAGGGGGCAUGGAACGUUUUUAGGAACAGAAGAAACACAUGGUUGAAAUGACAAGUGGUAUUAGCGUUCAUCAUGUAAGAAUCAUCUUUAGGGGAUUGGUUUAGGAGGAUUCAAGUGCUCCUUACCUCCGGCCUCCCUUACCAGUCAUCCCAUCUACGGAUUUAAGAAGGAAAAUCAAGAAGAGCAAAGGGGUGUGGUUUGGAUGGAUAGAGUUUGUUGGCCGUACUUCGACCCCGAGUAUGAAAACUUGAGCCUUCGCAUUAAUCCUCCAAGGGUAUCUAUAGACAAUGCAACUUGCAGGGAUUGCACACUGAUUAAGUGUUUCAUGUUAUUGAUCAGCAAGGAAACAAGGUCACAGACUCUAGAACCAUUGAACACAUAGAGAAGGCUUUAGGACCAAAGGGUCACACUGUGGCAACAGAUGGGAUGAAGGCUUGGUCAGGGAAGAGGGUGGGUGUACAUUCCAUUGGUGAUCAUACAGCCAUUGAGCUCAUUGGCAGGGAUCGCCCAGGUCUCCUAUCAGAGAUCUCUGCUGUACUCACCAACCUCCAUUGUAAUGUGGUUGCUGCUGAAGUAUGGACCCAUAACAUGCGUGUAGCAUCUGUUAUUUAUGUCAAUGAUGAGACCACAGGUUGUGUCGUCGAGGACCCAAUCCGAUUAUCAGCAAUGGAAGAGCAGCUCAAGAACAUCCUACGCGGGUGUGAGGAUGAUGGGAAAGCAGCUCGAACCAGUUUUUCCAUGGGCUUCACCCAUGUGGACCGCCGUCUCCACCAGAUGAUGUUCGCUGCAAGAGACUAUGAAGAUGAUGGGGUGAUAGAAGAUAAGUCCUAUGCCCCUGCAUUCCGGCCAAUUAUCACAGUUGAACGGUGUGAGGACAAGGGGUAUUCGGUGCUGAAUGUUCGAUGCAAAGAUCGGCCAAAAUUGUUGUUUGACAUAGUUUGUACACUAACAGAUAUGCAGUAUGUUGUCUUUCAUGCUUCCAUCUCAUCCAGUGGCCCCUAUGCAUUACAGGAGUAUUAUAUACGUCAUAUGGAUGGUUGCACACUUGAUACUGAAGGAGAGAAGCAAAGGGUCAUCAAGUGUCUUGAAGCUGCGAUUCGAAGGAGAGUAUGUGAGGGUCUGAGCUUUGAAAUUUGUGCAAGGGAUAGAGUAGGGUUGCUGUCCGAAGUAACUAGGAUUUUUCGUGAGAAUGGGUUGACUGUUACAAGAGCAGGUGUCACAACAGUUGGGGAGAAAGCCAUGAAUGUCUUCUAUGUAAGGGAAGCUUCUGGGAAUCCUGUAGACAUGAAAACCAUUGAGGCACUCCGUAAACAAAUUGGACACAAUAUGAUGCUCAAUGUGAAGAAAGUUCCAGCCAGUGCUGAGGCACCUGUGUCCACUGGAUGGGGGAAGACAAGCCUCUUCUUUGGGAGUCUGUUUGAGAGAUUCUUGGCUUGAAACAUGUUCCUUCACUCACAUAAACCUCUAUGAAUGUACAGAAUAGAAAAGGUAUUCAGAAAAUAAUGUGGAAACAGCCAAAAGGCUCUGUUUAUAUAUAUAGGAUAAAAUACUUGAUUAAUAAUGUUCUGUUUUGGUCGAUUUAAACAGAUACAAUUUUACAAUUAGUGUUUUUACGGAGUA
This is a messenger RNA of Macadamia integrifolia, 1912 nucleotides long. Its product is annotated as ACT domain-containing protein ACR3-like. Lineage: Eukaryota; Viridiplantae; Streptophyta; Magnoliopsida; Proteales; Proteaceae. The record is from RefSeq and is a predicted model, not a curated record.